Molecule: messenger RNA, 3041 nt
Organism: Notothenia coriiceps (black rockcod)
Lineage: Eukaryota; Metazoa; Chordata; Actinopteri; Perciformes; Nototheniidae
Gene: tox4a
Product: TOX high mobility group box family member 4 a
Exons: 9
Coding region: 411-2429 (672 amino acids)
Biological process (GO): regulation of transcription by RNA polymerase II
Cellular component (GO): nucleus
Molecular function (GO): chromatin DNA binding
Source: RefSeq, a predicted model, not a curated record
ACUAGCUACUAGGACAUGGUAGUAGCAUCACACCAGCAUAUGAAUGGGAAUGUGUUGGGCCCCCAUACUGUAUAAAACAGGCUGGGUCUCCUGUAAACUUUGCUCCCCGGGGGGCUAAAACGUAUAAUUUUGCUACUAUAUGGAUUAUUUGGCUUCCAACAGCCUCGAAAUACUGAAGUGUCCUAGUUCUGCCAAGGGCUUCGAAGCUAAGCUAGUUUAGCAUCAUCUCAUCCACCGUAACGUUAUGCAAACCGGGAGGGAUUAGCUAGCUAGCCGCUAACUCCAGCUAGCGGUUUUAGUUAAUGUUGGAACAUUAUACUUGAAUGAGUAGGUGGUUAAGAAGUUCAGUUUGUCAAACAAGUAUACAACGUGUGCGAUAGUUUAUUUACAUGUAAGUAAAUCCUCUCAAAAUGGACCUGAAUUUUUAUUCUCUUUCGGAUGGUUGUGCUCAAAAUGAUUCGGAGUUUUUGGACACACAAGCAUAUGGCGGAUACUCUGAGGAAAACAAGUUUCCAGAAGGCGGCGACACUUAUCUCACCAUCAGUGGAGCGGGUCACCCUUUCUUGUCUGCCGAGCAAACAUUCCAUACUCCCAGUCUCGGUGAUGAAGUGUUUGAGAUUCCCCCCAUCUCCCUGGAUCCGGACCCCCGUCUGAGGAUCAAUGAUGGAGUUUCCCACUAUGAGAUGACAGAUGGGUCAGACGGCAUCGUUGGGCCUCCAGGAUCCCGGAGCCUUGUCAGCAACCUGGUGGUGGCAGCCAAUGACCCUUCCUUCGCUUCCACUUAUGUGAACUCCGGGUCUCAAGGCCUGGAGCAGCUGAACCUUGUGGCAAUGGGCCAGGGCGGAGGGGGGGCCCUGCUAAGCUCCUCUGCUCUGGAACUUGGGAGUUCCAGCGGUUCACAUUUCAGCAGUUCAUCCCCCAUGACCAUUGAUGUUCAACUCGGGGACAUCAGCCAUGGUCUUUUGGGAAGCAGCCAGUUGAGCACCAUUAACCCGGCGGAGUUGGCACUGGGUCUCGGGGGGGACGGCAUCGGGCAUCAUUCAGACACACUGGACCAGGCGCUCUGUGCAACACCAUCCCCAGCCGGCUCGCUGCAGGAUGAGGACAUGGAUGACUUCAAGAGGAGUGUGCUUGUAGACUCCCCCCUGUAUCUCUCCUCCCUCGCCCACAUGUCCUCCCACCCUGCUCUCACGUCUUCAGUGGCUCCAGCAGCGGGCAGGAGGGGCGGGGGGAAGCCGGCCUCAAUGUCUGCGGCGCUGGGUGCUAAGAAAGGACGGAAGAAGAAAGACCCGAAUGAACCACAGAAGCCCGUGUCAGCGUACGCCCUGUUCUUCAGAGACACACAGGCAGCCAUUAAAGGCCAGAACCCCAACGCCUCCUUUGGGGAGGUGUCAAAGAUUGUGGCCUCCAUGUGGGACAGCUUGGCUGAGGAACAGAAACAGGUGUAUAAGAGAAAGACUGAUGCAGCCAAGAAGGAGUAUUUGAAAGCCUUGGCAGCGUAUAAAGCCAACCAGCUCACACGGCCCGCCACUGAGGAGAUGGACACCGCCCCUCUCCCUCCUCCCCCCGUGUCCCACCCGCCCCCUGCAGCCCUUCCUUACACCGGUCACCAUGCCAACCGCCAGAUUGCCACCAGCCUGGAGGAGAACACCAUCACCAACAUCUGCGCCUCCAACAUCAUCCUGGACGUCCCGGAGAGGGCCACGCGUUCCCGCACGGGGGCCAACAAAUCCCCGGCUCCAGCGGCUGCACCCCCCCACACCCAGACUGUCACCAAGAUCAUCAUCCCCAAGCACCUGCUGCAGGCGGGGGGGCAGGUGGUGACCAUGUUGCCCGGGGUGGUCCGCGCUCUGCACCCCUCCCUGGUGGUGGUGGGGGCUUCUCGUCAGCCGCCCCCGCUGCAGCAGAUGCAGAGCGCGCCACCCCCGCCCCGGCUCCAGCAAAUGGCCCCCGCUCCUCCACCGUUACAGGCCAAGCCGCAGGGGGGGAACUCCUCGGGCGGCUUCACUGUGAGCAUGGCGGCUACGUCUCCCCCUCCACUCCAGAUUAAAAUAGUUCCCUCGUCCUUGCAGGGCAAAGAGACCCUGCCCAUUAUGAUCCCCAACACGAUGGCCGUGUCCUCCACCCCCACCACCUCCGCCCAGGCUGCGGUGGUCUCGCUGCAGGUGCACUCUGCUGACACGUCGGGCAGUGCGGACGACGACGAGGUUACAGAGGUGCUGCACUCAGAUGAGGAGGACAUGGAGGUGAAUGGGUCCAGCGAUGUGGCGGCUGUGGGGAGUGUGUGUGUGAGGACGGGCUGCAGCAACCCCGCGGUGGAGAGCGACGACUGGGACAAGGAAUACUGCAGCAACGAAUGUGUGGCCACUCACUGCAGAAACAUAUUCAGGGCGUGGUGCUCAUUCCGGAAUCAGGCCAUGGUGAAAUAGAGAGCAGCUGCUGCACAUCAUCAAAACAAAAUAGGACACGUGUUAACAGUUGAAAGACGACUGCAGUACCAAUGCAGCACAGAAGCAUGCAUUUCUCUGAUUUCUACUACAAGUCUGACAGUUACAAGUAUAUGCUACUAAACAAGGAUUCAAUAUUAAUAUUUUGAAAUAAUGUAGUGUUAUGUUUGAUUAUGUGUACAGCUUUUAGUUGAGACGUCAAGGCAGCUAAAGAAAAGAUCACAAUAAAUUAUCAAAGUUACUCUGGUAUUCUCCGUUUUUUUAUUUCAAAUGAAGGCCAUACCAGUCAUUUUAUACUUGUUUAUUGUAAAACAUUGGACCACCAUUUCAACCUUUUUCCAGCAGUUUAAGACGUGAUUGUACAGUUCUCACUGAUUUGAAAUGUUGUUUUAUGUCUCUGAACUAACAAUUCUGUCUUUACUACAUGCUAAGGAAAAACAUGUUCUACUGUGUAUACCUUGGUUAGGAGGCCUUAGAAGCCUUUUUGGUUUGAUGCUGCCUUUCCCUUUUUUUGUAAAACAUUCUCUUCAUUGUUGUUAAAAAAUGCUCGACUUAAAUGUUUUCUUAAUAAAACGGCAGGUGUGCUCAAAUGAG